AUGAAUUCACGUCUUCUAGAGGUCCCGUCGGAAUUGGAAGUGAAGCAGGUAGUAUUUUCGAUGGCACCGAUGAAAGCCCCAGGACCUGAUGGUAUGACGCCACUUUUUUAUCAAAAAUAUUGGGAGGUACUUAAAGUUGAUAUUGUCCGUGCUGUUGCUGGUUUUUUUGAAAAUGGGAACUUGUUAUCCAAAUUUAAUCAUACUAAUAUUGUGUUAAUUCCUAAAAUUCCUACUCCUAUACUUGUUUCUCAUUUUUGGCCUAUUUCUUUGUGUAAUGUCUCUUAUCGAAUUAUUGCGAAGGUUAUGACUAAUCGAUUGAAAGGGAUUAUUGAAUCCAUUAUCAGUGAAUCCCAAAGUGCUUUUAUUGCAGGUCGUCAUAUCACGGAUAAUAUUCUUAUUACUCAUGAGAUAUUACAUUAUUUGAAGAAUAAAUGGAAGGGGCGCAAUGCUUUUUUGGCGCCGAAGUUGGAUAUGAGUAAAGCUUAUAAUCGGGUUGAAUGGGAUUUUCUUUUCCAAAUAUUACAUCAUUUGGGUCUGAAUUCCAUUUGGAUUAAGAUGAUUUCUGCCUGUGCUUCCACUAUUUCGUAUUCGUUGAAAAUUAAUAGGGCUUCUAUUGGCUUUUUUCAUCCUUCUCGGGGAUUGCGUCAGGGUGAUCCGCUUUCUCCGUAUCUGUUUAUUUUAUGUGCAGAGGCAUUCUCUUUGUCUCUUUUACGGGCUCAACAAGCAUGCUUGUUGUUUGGGGUGCAAAUUUGCAAGGGUGCUCCUUCCGUUUCUCAUCUGUUCUUUGCCGAUGAUUCUAGUAUUUUUUGUACAGCUAGUGAAUCUGAAGUCUGGUUUUUAAAACAUAUUUUGAUUGAUUAUGAACGAGCAUCAGGCCAGCAAGUUAAUUUUGCUAAAUCAUCAAUUUUUUUCUCUAAGAACACUUCUCCCGAUAAUCGUCGUUUAUUAAGUGCGUUAUUAGGUCUGCCGGAGGAAGGGUUGCAGGCUCAUUAUUUAGGUGUGCCAGCUAUUGUGGGUCGGUCUAAACGGGAUGUUUUUCACUUUUUGUUGGAUCAGCUGCAGGACCAUUUGUCUUCCUGGAAGGCACAAACAUUAUCUAGUGGCGGUAAGGAGUGGUGCAAUAAAGGCAAGUCACGUUCCAUACACUGGGUUCACUGGGAUUUGCUAUGUCGGAGUAAGAAAUUGGGGGGGCUUGGCUUUCGGGAUCUUGAGGCGUUCAAUUUAGCGCUUUUAACCAAGCAUGCUUGGAAUUUUCAGGUGCGUCCGCAUGGUUUAGCUUUUGAGCUUCUCAAAACCAAGUAUUUUCCUAAUUCUUCCAUUUUGGAUGCUCGGCUAGGGUAUAAUCCAUCUUGGGGUUGGCGUAGUAUUUGGUCUACUCAGCCCAUUUUGCGUCGUGGUUUGCAUUGGCUUCUGGGCAAUGGCAAAACAAUUCGUAUUUGGCAGGAUCAUUGGGUGCCUGAUUUUUCGGAUUUGCUUCCCCGACCCAUGGGUGCGGUGCCCUUUCGACUGGUGGAGGAUUUGUUUUGUCUAUACUCGGGGGCCUGGAAGGUGGAUUUGUUACGUCAGUUAUUUUCUCCAAUGAUUGUUCAAAAAAAUUUACAAUUGCAUAUUAGUCGUUGGAAUAUGCCGGAUACUCUGAUUUGCGCACCUGAGAGGCAUGGGGGUUUUUCUGUUCGCUCUGCUUAUAUUAUUGCGCGAUCCUUUUCCAAUCCGAUCACGGUUUCCUUGGAUAAUUUUUCCUGGAGAGUUUUUGAUGGUGUCUUAUGGGGUCCAGAGACGGUGGUGGCUAAAGCAGUUGCCAGUUUUUGGGAGUUUCAAGCAACUAGGUCCCAAUGUGUUCUCUUGACUGCUUUUAGUCCUUCUUCUUCUGCUGGGUCUUGGGUUCCGCCUGCCGACGGGAUGGUUAAAUGUAACAUUGAUGCUAGUUUUCUUCCACAAUCUUUCUGUGGUAAUGAAGGUGCUGUGUUUCGAGACUCUCAUGGAGUUAUUCUUUAUGUGGUGGUUUUUCGGCCUUUCAUUGCUUCUUCGGCAUUGAUGGCUGAAGCGAUUGCUUGCUUAGAGCGAUUUUUUAGGCUUCUUCAGUUGGAUUGCGAUGUUUAUGUUUUGAAUCUGACGCUAAGGUCUUUUGAUGUUGCUUCCCUGGUGCAUAUUCAUCGUUCGGGUAAUCGGCUGGCUCAUGCUAUUGCAAUGAUGUUUAGGCAUGCUUCCCCUAUUGAUUAUGAGCUGCUUCCCAUUCCGUCUCAGCUUUCUGAUUUAGCUCGUUUGGAGGCUUUGGAUCUGCUUUCCUAG
Messenger RNA from Cornus florida, 2289 nucleotides. RefSeq lists its product as uncharacterized. NCBI's taxonomy places the organism in Eukaryota, Viridiplantae, Streptophyta, Magnoliopsida, Cornales, Cornaceae. The coding region runs from base 1 to 2289 and encodes 762 amino acids. The record is from RefSeq and is a predicted model, not a curated record. The transcript has 4 exons.